CUUAAAUUCUGUUCUAGGUACUGCUGUUCUGAUUGGAAAUUUCUUGCCACGGUAUAUGGACUGAAUGCAGCAACAGCUAAAUAUUUUUGCAUAUGGUGCUACUGUACCAAGGCACAAAUUGCCGACUUCACAGGUAAGUGGACUAAAAUGAUAUGUCACUUGAAGUUUAUGAUAUUUAGAUUAGGGGGCUGUACUGAAUACAUCAAGUGGCUAGGAGAGGUGCUACUCUGCCAUCAAUGGGAUAUUAGUCCAUCGCAGAUGACUAAACGUCAGGCCACCAAGCCUCCCUUGCCUUCAGUGAAUAUUGAAAAUAUAAACAUGGCUGUUGUUGAUGUGAUGUUCACCUUAUUUAUAGUACAACACUGGCCCAUUCAAAGGAACCUUGCUGAGUGCAAAACCCUGUACAAGAAAAAAACAGCAGAUGAGCAAAAGGGAUGUGUUCAACCACCAUUGCUUUCAAUCCCAUUCAACCAUAUUGUCAUAGAUACUCUUCACCUCUUCCUAAGGAUAAUUGGGCUACUCUCCAACCAGGUAUUGACUUUUCAUUCUUGGAUGCAUACAGUUUGGGCUCAAAGCUACCAGUCUCUGUUAAUUUCAUCACAGUUUAUUGAACUGGUUCUAAGCAGCAAAAGGAAAGAGGUACUGGAAGUUGAGCUUGAAAAGAUUGGGGUCCCUUUCAAGUUUUAUGAAGUGCAAAAUGAAGAUGGGCCACCUACAACCAAGUGGACAAGACUGGAUGGUAAUUGAAAAGUAGUAUUGCAUAUAUUUAUAUAAGCCAAAUGGUUGAAGUCUUUGCAAAUCAUUUAAUGACAAGAUGCAUUAAACAGCACAACAUUUCAUGCUAUGAAAAUUGUUCUAGUUAUAAAUGCAAAUUAGCUUGAUUUAUAAUUAUUAGCAAAUAUGAGAAUGAAAUUACCUUCAGAAGCGAACAAACAAUAAUAUUAUUUGUUAAGCAAUGAUAUGCUGCAAAAGCUAACACAGCCCUAAAAUUUAUUUUGUUAUAGGGAACGAUCUUCACAACAUUCUAGAACACCUAGACCUGAAGCCAAUCUUUGAUGGAUAGCAGAGAGUGCUGAAUUGCAAGAAUGUCAAGAAACUGUGGAAGGGAUUUGGUGAUCUGUAUGCAGCACUAGAAGCUGAACCUAGUGAUGAGGCAUACAAACCUCCAGGGGUGUUUCAAGAACAGGCCAGAAACUGGGCGAAAAUUUUCAGAGUUGUUCACUUUGAUGAGGAUGUAACUCCAUACAUACAUGGUAAGUUCAUUACUUUUGUUGAAUGCAAUUACUUACAAGAGGAGAAAAGAAUACAUGCAGCAGCGCUAAGAUGAGUCUAUCAAAUUUAUGAGUUUGAGUUAGAAAUUUUGAGUUUGAGUUGGAAUUUCAAGUUCGAGUUAGAGUUAGAAUUUCAUUUUCAAGUUAGAAUUUUGAGUUUGAGUUAAAAUGUCAAGUUAAAAAGAAUAGAAGCAAACCUGAGUGGACUUAACCGCAAGCAAGCUCAAACACGAUAUUUUAACUCAAACUUGAAAUUUUAACUCUGACUCAUAACUCAUAAGUUCUUUGAAGAACACAAUUUUAAACCGUGUUUAACCAAACAGA
Messenger RNA from Orbicella faveolata, 1595 nucleotides. RefSeq lists its product as uncharacterized. The record is from RefSeq and is a predicted model, not a curated record. Lineage: Eukaryota; Metazoa; Cnidaria; Anthozoa; Scleractinia; Merulinidae.